Messenger RNA from Penaeus monodon (black tiger shrimp), 591 nucleotides. Its product is annotated as gastrula zinc finger protein XlCGF49.1-like. The transcript has a single exon. The coding region runs from base 1 to 591 and encodes 196 amino acids. Gene Ontology annotation, molecular function: RNA polymerase II cis-regulatory region sequence-specific DNA binding; DNA-binding transcription factor activity. The record is from RefSeq and is a predicted model, not a curated record. Gene Ontology annotation, biological process: regulation of transcription by RNA polymerase II. NCBI's taxonomy places the organism in Eukaryota, Metazoa, Arthropoda, Malacostraca, Decapoda, Penaeidae.
AUGGUAUUUGAGAAUGGCACAAGACCUCACUUUAUAAACUACCGUCAUUCUGCCAAACGAGGUACUUUCCCCAGUGUCCUCGUUAUGUUAUAUUUAAAUACAGGCCAUUCGAACAAUACUUUCGUCAGGUCUUUGAUCAUAAAGGCAAUAUCAUCUUUCUCCGUCAUGCCUCGUAAAGUCAAGAAAACCCUGGAGUGUAGCCUGUGCUGCAAGCGCUUCAGCAGCCGGAGCAAUCUGAACACACAUUCCAUGCUCCACGCCGGGGUCAAGCCGUUCUCCUGCGAUAUAUGUGGGCAGCAAUUCAGUCAAAAGGGUAAUCUUCUGAGACAUUCUUCGCUGCACUCCCACAAGAGGAAGUUGUUUGGAUGCGACGUUUGUGGAAAACACUUUCUUCAUAAGAUUAAUCUGGUGAGACAUUUUGCUGAACACAAGAGGGAUUCAUCAGAGAAAAGGGAGCUAUCUGGAAAUGAUAUAGCCAAGACAGAAAUAUCUUUGAAGUGCAACGUGUGUGGGCUUCAGUUCAUGAAGAUACAGAACCUAAUAACCCACUUGAAGGUGCGGCACAUCCAGCAGAGUACGGAGAGAGUAUGA